GGACACGAAUUGUUUUAAGUGAACUAGCUGUUAUCAUCGAACGUUGAAGGCCGAUUGUAACCGAGGUCCGAGGACCUCAGAAGUUGCCGAGGAUGACGCUGACGGAAUACAUUGGCGCGCUGGCGGAAAACCCGUACUUUGGCGCCGGAUUCGGUCUGUUCGGGGUCGGCGCCGGGGCCGCAAUGUUACGUAAAGGGAUACAGGGAUCGAUGGUCCUCUUCCGGCGCCACUACAUGAUCACACUGGAGGUGCCAUGCCGGGACAAGUCCUACCAGUGGCUACUGCAGUGGAUUACGCAGAAAGGCGCUCGCAAAACGCAGCAUCUUAGCGUGGAGACGUCGUUCGAGCAGCGCGAUACGGGCCACGUGAAAACACGCUACGAUUUCAUCCCGUCGGUCGGGACGCACAUCAUGCGCUACGGCGGCACGUGGAUCAAAGUGGAUCGAGCCCGCGAGCAGCACACGCUCGAUCUGCACAUGGGCGUACCGUGGGAGACGGUUCAAUUGACCGCGUUCGGGCGGGAUAAGCAGCUGUACUUUCGCAUCCUGGAGGAGGCGCGUCAGCUGGCGCUUAAAAACACCGAGGGCAAAACCAUCAUGUACACAGCAAUGGGCUCCGAGUGGCGUCCGUUCGGGCAUCCGCGCAAACGGCGACCAAUAAGUUCCGUCGUGCUGGACGAUGGGGUUUCCGAGCGCAUUUUACGCGACUGCCGUGAGUUCAUCAAAAACCCGACGUGGUACGCCGACCGUGGUAUUCCCUACCGACGCGGUUACCUGCUCCACGGUCCGCCCGGUUGCGGGAAAUCUAGCUUCAUCACGGCCCUUGCGGGCGAAAUCGAGUUCGGUAUCUGCCUGCUUAACCUGUCCGAGCGAGGGCUAACCGACGAUCGGUUAAACCAUCUUAUGAACGUGGCCCCGCAGCAAUCGAUCAUACUGCUGGAGGACAUCGAUGCGGCGUUUGUGUCACGGCAGGACACGCCCCAGCAGAAGUCGGCUUUCGAGGGGCUGAAUCGGGUCACGUUCAGUGGGCUACUGAACUGCCUGGACGGAGUGGCGUCAACCGAGGCGCGGAUCGUCUUCAUGACCACCAACUACCUCGAGCGACUGGAUCCGGCCCUCAUCCGACCCGGGCGGGUCGAUGUCAAGGAGUACGUUGGGCACUGCACACCCCAUCAGCUCGAGCAAAUGUUCCGCCGCUUCUAUACUGGGGCGGAUGCGGAAGUAAAUGCACGCCACUUUGCGGAACUAGUGUCCGCCGACGGUCGGAAAGUUAGCCCGGCGCAGAUUCAGGGCUACUUUAUGGUGCACAAAUUGUCCGAUCAGGAGACCGUUCUGGCGAACGUGCUCACCAUUUGGGACAGCUCGUGAGAAUGUGCCGCCGGAAUAGAGUUGUGUUGUUUGUAAUAUAAUCUGUUAGAGAUAC
This is a messenger RNA of Anopheles cruzii, 1422 nucleotides long. RefSeq names its product mitochondrial chaperone BCS1 (gene Bcs1). The transcript has a single exon. Bases 93 to 1367 code for a protein of 424 amino acids. Gene Ontology annotation, biological process: protein insertion into mitochondrial inner membrane from matrix; mitochondrial respiratory chain complex III assembly. Gene Ontology annotation, molecular function: ATP binding; ATP hydrolysis activity. NCBI's taxonomy places the organism in Eukaryota, Metazoa, Arthropoda, Insecta, Diptera, Culicidae. Gene Ontology annotation, cellular component: mitochondrial inner membrane. The record is from RefSeq and is a predicted model, not a curated record.